This is a messenger RNA of Porites evermanni, 11056 nucleotides long. NCBI's taxonomy places the organism in Eukaryota, Metazoa, Cnidaria, Anthozoa, Scleractinia, Poritidae. The record is from the annotation of a GenBank genome assembly.
UGGUAGCAAAUCCAGCAUGGCGGCCGGCCCGAUAGCUGAGAGAAAUCAAGGUUUGUAAAAUAAUGGUAGUCUUUACACUACAUCCCAAUGUUUCAAGUCAAGUAUUUUCUUUCGUACGAAUACUUAACGACUCAGACACAAGCGAGGCAAAGUAACCUAAGCUACUCGAUUGAAGGCGAGGUGCGCUUUCAUUACCGACAUUAGUUGUAGUCGUAAACAAAUUUUGAUGUAUCGCUGUGGCUCUUUUGUCGUAAAUCAAAAGAGCGUGUUCCUGUCCGAGGCCUUAAAACUGAUAAGCUACUUGAUUCCUUAUGUUAACCCAAUUCGAGGAUUCCGAAACGCAAAAGCGGCGGAGCAGUUCGCAUCUGAAGUACAAAGAAGAGAGACGAGUUGAGUUUGAAUGCCAACCGGAGAAAGCGCAAGUCAGCUAAAUCGGUCAUAAGCAAGGAUGGGUUUCAAUUUACUUGACAGCCUGGUGCUAAGACUACCAAUGUUUUUUCACUCUGUUUAGGUACCCGGCAGCUGGACAUUGUUUUCAAAAUACUAGAUACAUGUACCCAGCAACCUGGUAUCCACGUCCAAUUAAAAAAAAACAGUUAACAUUAGAAAAAUGUUGAAAUUUACAUGUAUGCAGAGCUUUCGUCAUUUUUGUCCCGCCUUUCCAUCAAAUCAUCUUUUGUUUUCAUUGAAAUUGCUGCAUAUUAAAAAUUGUUUCUUGCGUUUAAUACUACUAGUGAUGAGAAUGGAAACAAGGAUAUAGAAAAAAAAAGGAACAGUUUUUAUGAGAAACUCAAAACUCUGAGUCUGCAGCACCCUUUUUGGCAGAUUUCUUUGCUGUCAUCACACAACUAUGUUGUCAAAGAUCAUCGUUCAUUAAUAGCAAUCAUUGGGACUUUGAUUUCAUUGGAAAUACCCAUACAGAGUCUUAUUAUGGCUACUUUCAGGUGUCCAAGCAUUAUGUGUAUGUAAUCUUUCAUUCUAACAUUCCAGUAAAGUUGACUGAUUUGUUGUUUCUAAGAUGCUACAAUAUAUGUUGGAGGACUGGAUGAAAAAGUUUCAGAACCUCUUCUUUGGGAACUAUUUCUCCAAGCAGGGCCAGUUGGUGAGUUAAAAAUACACUGCAAAACAAAGACCUGGGCCCAGUUGUUCGAAGGCCGAUUAGCAUUAACCCAGGGUUAAAUUUUAACCCGUGUCCCUUUUACUUUUCAUCAAAAGCAUUUUCUCAGACUAUUUUCUCUAUUCUUUUUAGAGUAGCUAAUCGUCAAAUUUGCUGACAAAAAGAAUUAAACUGAAUUUGCUUUUUAAGCUUUCACAUCUGAAUUCAAAUUGCGAACUAUAAACCCUGGGUUAUCUUAACCCAGCUUUGAACAACUUGGCCCUGGGGAAGUUUUGAGGGUGUACUUGUGAAUAAUAAAAAGCCUGCCUAACCCAUAGCAUGCAUGCAAUACAAUUCUCAUACACUUUUUUAAUGAUCAGGAAAUGAGUUACAACUCUGGUACCUGCGGAAACUUACAUAAUACUCUUGAUGCAUUCAACGACAAUAAUUAUUAUUUUAAAUGAGUGUUAAGAAAAUUGCAUGUUAAGUUGGAAGUGCAGAAAAGAAUGCUGCUCAAUUAAAAAAAAUCUUUGUGCAUUCAGGGUUGUCAUUAAGAGCCGGGGGCCGGGGAUUUUCCCCGGCUACUAAGACAGUGGUCCCCGGCUACCUUUAUUGGAAAUAGAAGAAAAAUAGAACCAAAAGAAAUCCCUAGCUGUUUGAUUCCCCGCCUACUUGUUGUGUUUACCCGGCAACUUGAAAUCUUAGUGACAACCCUGGUACAUUAUUCUAUUUAAAACUUAAUUUAACUGUAUGGUAUAUUCUUUAGUGACUUGUUUAAUGCAAACAUAAUGAGUACUUAAAUUCUCUAUUUCAGUGAAUGUCCACAUGCCAAAAGAUCGCAUCACACAGCUUCAUCAAGGUUAUGGAUUUGUUGAAUUCCUUGGUGAAGAGGAUGCUGAUUAUGCCAUUAAAGUCAUGAAUAUGAUCAAAGUUUAUGGAAAACCAAUCAGAGUGAACAAGGUACAAAUGUUAUCCUCAUUGAACAUAAUUACAUUGUGUUUCUGCCGAGUUCAUACUAACAACGUAAUUGCCAAAUACUGUAGGUGCAAGGGCUGUGUAAUGCAAUGUAUAUGGCCUCAUUUUGUUCUUGUCUAUUUGACAAAAAAUGAGCAUUAGCACUGUAAGUUAACUUCCAGUGUGAUUCCUGGGACUGCUGCUUUGGAACACUCAGGAGAGCAGUUCUACAUGUAAUAUAUUAAAAAAAUAGUUGGUUAUAUUUUGGUCUGCUCCACAGCCAUUCUUUGUCUCAUCAUUUUUUUCUGUUUUAAAUCUAUCAAGUACCUUCAAUUCAAAAGGAAUUCUGCUUGAAAAUGGUAUAAGAGUAAAUCUCCCAAAGUCAAACCUCAAAUUUUCAGCAAAACCAGCCAAACAAGGAUUUUAUGACAUUCUUCACUGUGUCUUGUUGAAGCUGUAUGUGAGUUCACACCUGGAGAAGUUAUCAGGAUUUAUCUGCUGCCCUGGGCCUGGUGGUUCAAAGCUGUGUUAAGAUAACCCAGAGUUAGUGUGAAAUUUGAACUCAGAUAUGAGAGCUUAAGAGGCAAAUCCAGUUUAAUUCUCUUUGCCUAGAAUUUGAUGAUUGGAUACUCUAAAAAGAAUACAGAAAAUUAUCCAAGAGAGUGUUUUGAUAAAAAGAAGAAGAAAGUCAUGUUAAAAUGUAACUCUGGGUUAGCGCUAUCUGGCAUUCGAACUACUGGACCUAGAAAAUCAGAAACAAAAAUGUAAGGCCAAAUGCUCUGAAACCGUACUUAAGUUCGAUAUCAUUUUUUUUCUCAUCCUUGGCCAUCACUGUGAGUGUUAUACUCAUCAGGUAAAAUAUUUAAUUUUCAACUGAUUUGUUUCCAGGCAUCAGCACACAAUAAGAACCUUGAUGUUGGUGCCAAUAUCUUCAUUGGAAAUCUUGAUCCAGAAAUUGAUGAGAAGCUGUUAUACGACACAUUCAGUGCUUUUGGAGUGAUCCUUCAAACCCCAAAGGUACCAUCAAACCUACAGUAUAUAUACCUAAUUAAAAAAAUGGGUUCCUUCUAGGCAAUUGGUCAUUGUCAAUAAUAUUGGCCAUUAAGUAUUUGGGCAUACAGAUCUCAUGGCAAUGAAUUGCUUGAUUGACCACCAAACAAUGGCUCUGUGCACAUCUUUAUAAAAUCAGGUUUAUACUCACUCUACCUGGACAGGUAAUAUAUAACAAUUAUUCACCGAAGUGGAGGUGGCUAGUCGUGAAUAUUUACCGAACUGCGAAGCAGUGAGGUAAAUAUCCAAGACUAGCCACCGACACUGAGGUGAAUAAUUGUUUUAGUAUAUACUAAAACAGUGAGAUAGUUGAGCACAAAAAUGACGAUUUUUAACUCAAAUACUGUUGCCAACGAUUACAAUUUUGGCGCGUAAUGACCGGGGGGCUGCGGCAGUCGCUUUUUCUUGCCGACAAUUAAAACUUUUGAAGGCAUUUGUUUAGCUCUUGCGGGGAAAUUUCUUCAAAAGGAGUUGUGAAUUCUUUUUGUAUUUAAAAUCAUUCUAUAAAAAUAGAUUAUUAAAUUUAGUUUUAAGCUUAUUUAUGAACAACUCAACUAAAUAAAGUAAGCAAGACUUAAACUUAAUUUGCAUUUGUAAACAAAAACUUUUUCACCGGUUUUAUCGAUAAAUUCGUGUCAAAAAGACAAAGCUUUACCUGUUAAAACUUCCAAUCCGAACUUCAUCACCUUCUUCGUGUAUUUCGGAAACAGCUUGCUUGAUUAGUUGUGAAAUUUCUUUGUUUGUUUACGGCAGCAAACCGAGAAGACAUUUUGCUCGCAACUUACGCGAGUUUGGCGUUGCUCGCUCGGAGGAACUGGAGGUGAAUCAGUGAAUAGUGCAGGAUAUUCAUUGAUUGAGUAGCCAAUCAGAGCGCGCGAAAAACACUAUCCACUGUUUUAGUAUAUACUAAACAGAUUUAGCCAGAGCUAAAAGCGAAGCUCUGUUUUAUUCAUUUUAAAUUUACUGCAUACAAUGAACUUUAACAUUACGGAAAACCAUACGACUGAAAAACAUAAACUUGAGCCCAGGAUGAAUUGAAUUAAAAGCUAACAACUGGUCAUUUUUUGAUAAUUUAAUAAGGGGUGCACUUGAUUCAUUGUAUUCUGGUCAGUGCAUAAAAGAAUGUGUAUAUUCACUGCCUGGUACAAACUUACUCUGUAAUAAUAGCAGCCAGGCUGUUUCCAUGGUCACCCCCAUCCUUUGUUUCAAAGUGAGGCUACAUGUAAUUGACCACUCCAGAAAUACCAUAACAUACCAUAAUGCUCUUUGUUUGUCAACACAAAAUUUUGCAUAAGCAUUGUCUUAAGUUUCUCUCGGGAGUUAAAAUGGCCCCAAGAGAAACUGAAAACAAUGCUUAUGCAAAAUUUUGGGGUGACAAACAAAGAGCAUUAUGGUAUGUUAUGGUAUUUUCUGGAGUGGUCAGUUGUGAAGCUACAUGUAUUGAUUUGACAUGAUUUAUCUUUAAAUUUUCAUGCAAACAAUCAUUACUCAUUUUUACUGCAGCGUCAUUUAGAAAGUAAGAGGUUUUGUGACUCGACAAAUGGCCUAUUGUUUUCUCACUGAAGUGGAAUCAGCAUAGAGCUUUAUUAUUUUAUUUUUACCAGAUUUCUAGAUUUAAAGAUUAUUCAUAAAAUGCCAAAACAUUAAUUUAUUUAUACAGCAGUUUGUUCCAUAAAAAUCAAUCAAUCAAUCGAUCAAUCAAACACUUUAUUUAACUUGUAAUAAAUUGAUAGCAAAAUCGCUAAUGUUGCUAUUGUUAUUUAAGUAGUACAAAAAGUUUCCAUGUUUGCGUACAUGUAGCCUGAUGUAAACAUGACAGGAGUUGGGAGAAUUGGAGACAGUUAUGCAAACUCGGGACAAAGUCAAGGGUUUGCAUAACUGUUGAGAACUCUCACUGGCAACCAUUCAAAUCACUGCAUCUCUCCUAAGUUGAAUUUUUCAGAUAUACAGUGUAUGAAUUCACAGAAUUGCCAAGCCCAAAAAGGCAAAAAUCUUUGUUUUUUUUAAAAUCUAUUUUGUAAGGCUCAUAAAAAUGUGUUUUGUCCUGUAUGGCCUCCUCAUCUCUAAUUACAUUUGUAUGGAACUUUACUUGUUUUGACCACUUUUUGACUUCCUGAAGGAGGCAAAGCAGUUUAAAAGCAAAUUCCUGUGCAUAGCAGAUGUGCACACCAUGAAGUUAGUGUUCAGAUUGGACCAGCUAAAGCUGAAAUACACUGUACUUAUUUAUUAUAUAAAUACCAAUGAAUUACCAGGUGAGCUUUUGCGCAAAAACUUGAUAUCUUCACAUGUGAAAAUAACAUGUUAUCUUCACAUGUGAAAAUAUCACCAUUGCUAUGGCUAAAUAAUAAGUCACACCUUUCACACCAAAAAACUAUUAAAGUGAUAUGGUUUGGUAGUUCAUUGGUGUUUAUAUAAUAAAUAGAACAUUACAUGGUUGCUUGGAGAUACGAAAUUUCUUUUAUUGUGUUGAAAAAAUUUUUCUCUCAUUCGCUGCGCUCACUCAUGAAAUUGCGUAUCUCCACGCAGCCAUGUAAUAUCCUCUGUGUAUGUACAGUGUUUACACCAGACGUGGUCUUCUUUUUUAGAUAAUGCGUGAUCCUGAAACAGGCAACUCCAAAGGUUUUGCAUUCAUUAACUUUGCAAGUUUUGAGGCAUCUGAUGCAGCUAUGGAGGCUAUGAACGGACAGUAUUUGUGCAAUCGACCAAUCACAAUAUCUUACGCAUUCAAGAAAGAGUCUAAAGGAGAAAGGCAUGGAUCUGCAGCAGGUACUUGUGAAUCAAUCAUAAUGUGCAGCAGUCAAUAACUUGUACACUUAAGUGUCUUUUAAUAAAAUAACUAACAAUUAUUAUUGGACAAGGUUGAGCAAAAUAUCAUUAUUUGUCGAUGGCAAGCAGAUCAAUUAUUUGCUUCAGCCUUCAGCUUUGGCAAAUAAAAUUAACGAGCUGUGAGACUGUGACAAAUCACAAUACAUUGUGUUAGCCGAGUCUAUUGUUUUAUCAUUCAAUCACUGAAAUUGUUUUUUUUUUUUAAUGAAUAUCUUCUGGAAGCAAAGCAAUCUGCCAUUUUCAUGCAAGAGUGAUCACAAGAAGGAGAAAAGCUUUCAUUUAUGCAUGAACAGAAUAUUACUCACAGCCAAACAAAGUUGGGUGACAUUGCUCCUGAGCAGACCAUUAUUAAAUAACUGCCUAUAAAUUUUAUAGGCAGUUAUUGGCAGGUCAUGUGGUGGGCUCUCGGCCAAUAAAGAGGAAGAAAAAUCUGCAAUGUUCAAUUGAUAGUACAGUGUGACAUGUGUAUGUUAAAGGUUGAAAAAAUGCAAGUUAAAUUAUUAUUGGAUAAGGCUGAGUAUAACAGCUACGAUAAAAUAAUAGUCAAGAGUAAUGCCAGUCAAGGAGAGUCAUUAUAAUAUUUGCAUGAUACUGAGAGAAUAGCUGAUUGGAUCCCUAGCUCUAGUGCUCACAAGCCAGACAUUCAGAGAGGUACUCUCAUCUCUACUGACCUUGAGAGAUAUACAUGAGUGUAUCAGAGUUCUUUGUAAAGAAUUCAAAAAGGCCUAUCACAGUUCGAUAUUCCUCCAAGAUGUUGACUAUGACAGUAUAGUCUUGAACUGAAAGAGGCUGUUCAUUGAUAGCUCACUGCUACUCAUUUUAAAGAAAAAUUAGGAAGGGCUGUGCUGUAUUUUUGUUUAAGGGGUCAGUUUCAACUUGGCUAACUACUUUCUCCUAAACAUCCCUUCCCCCGCUUUUUCAGGACUUUUACAACUCCGGCUUAAAAGGAAAAAAAUGGCUGGCUACACCCCUGACCUGUGUACAAAUUACAUUGUAAUAAUAUAUUAUUUAUUAGAUUCAUUUUAUCUCUAAAAGUCACAUGUAUAGUAUAAUAUUCUCAUAUUAUUCUGAGCACACUGUAGGACAGUACAUACACAGCAAAUACAAAGCAUAAUUAUGGAGGUUUGACAUUAUUUUGAGGCCAUGUUUUAUCAUUGUAUCAAUAAGUUGUUCAAAUUUCAUUUACACACCAGCGGCAUGAAAAUUGAUGAGUGUUUCCAUGGCAUGACAAUAGGACUCUUUGAUAGGCCUGAGCUACAUGCAAUGGAGUGACUUGUUGGACUAGCAUGUACAGUGUAUGUUGAAAUAAAUUAGUAUCAGUGAAAUGGGGUUUGGCAGGCCUGCAUGACUGCUCCAGGGUAGUUAACUCCAGCAGCAGCUUGCCAUUUGGGUUUCCUGUUCAAUCUGGCAAUACAGAUAUGUUGUUACCCUAAGAGAGGUGUAUUACUGUUUACAUGUACAUGUAAUUUCUAAUUUGCAAUUAUAUUUGCUUUCUAAACAGAGCGUCUCUUGGCAGCUCAAAAUCCUCUUGCUCAAGCAGACCGACCUCAUCAGCUGUUUGCAGAUGCACCACCCACUCCUGUUGCAGCUGCUGUACCCCCAGCACCCCCAGCUGUUAUGCCACCUCCAGUAAUGACAGUACCAGUACCCAGUGCUGUACCCAGUAUGCCUCCUAUGCCGGUAUCAGGACCCCCAAUGCCACCUGUUCCACCAGGCAUGCCUCCUCCAGGUAACAGCUGUCAACUGUCAAUUUUCUUUGUGUAGUUUUUAGCUUUGGUAUACAAAACCCUUUUAUUUUUAACAGUUCACUACUUUUUACUUUAUUUUAUUUAUUAUACACUUACAAUGUACUAUACAGUGUUCUGCCAGAGAAAAAAAAUGUAAGUCAGAACAUUGAGCUGUAAUAUUAUUUGCUUUGAUUUUUUCUGGAAUUGUAACUGAAGCAUUUUUGGCUAGAUUAUCAUAAAACUAUAACACUUCCAUCAAAACAAUAAUAGACCAAUUUCAUUUAAUUUAUUGGGUACGAGGCCUGGAGAAAUAAAACAGAAUAAAAUAAGAAUAAAAUAAAAUAAAACAGAGACAUAUUAUUCAUUGCUGAGCGUCAAGGUAAUUUCUUUUCUUUUAUUUCACCAAGCCUUGCAGCCAAGUAAGAAUUGGAAUAAUAUGUUGAAAUUGGUCUUUUUUAUUUCUUUUUACCACAUAGGUAUGCCUCCUCCGGGAAUGAUGCCACCACCUGGUUUUCCACCACCUGGAAUGUUUCCACCCAGAAUGCCUGGCAUUCCGCCUCCGCCUGGACAGCCUCCUGAUCAACAUCCUCCCCCACCACCACCAGGUCAAAUGCCACCACCUCCUCCCCCCAUGGGAGGGCAGUUCCCACCACCACCCCCUCCAAAUAUGAUGCCACCUCAGGUGAGUCUCCUACACACAGCUGUUUUUGUGUUUGUUGUCACACAAUGAUCCUUCCCAGGGAGUGUUGUGUGACAACACAAAAGUGGCUGUGAGGGAAACUAGGGGAGGGAGUUACGUACAAAAUAAUUAUGUAAAAGUUAUCGGGUUAGUCUUUGGUGCUUUAUCAGUGUGGGAGGAAAAAAUAAUUUUGGGAACAAGUGCGGCAACAUGCUAUGAUCUGCCUGAGGCCCUAAAGAAAAUUCUUAAAUGUUAAAUGAGUGUUUGGAAAACAGAUCAUCUUUUUAUUUGCAUUUUAGUUUUUUUUUGUUUCUGAGAUAAUUUUUUUUCAGAAGAAAUGUUUGACAUUUUACACUAAAUUUCUGGUCACAAUACAUAAUGUACAUGUAUGAAACUCCUCGAAAUUCAUCAAAACUACUCCUCUGCACGUCAUAAUUUCAUAUUUCUUCUCAAUGUUUGAUCCUGUGAUGNCCGCCUGGACAGCCUCCUGAUCAACAUCCUCCCCCACCACCACCAGGUCAAAUGCCACCACCUCCUCCCCCCAUGGGAGGGCAGUUCCCACCACCACCCCCUCCAAAUAUGAUGCCACCUCAGGUGAGUCUCCUACACACAGCUGUUUUUGUGUUUGUUGUCACACAAUGAUCCUUCCCAGGGAGUGUUGUGUGACAACACAAAAGUGGCUGUGAGGGAAACUAGGGGAGGGAGUUACGUACAAAAUAAUUAUGUAAAAGUUAUCGGGUUAGUCUUUGGUGCUUUAUCAGUGUGGGAGGAAAAAAUAAUUUUGGGAACAAGUGCGGCAACAUGCUAUGAUCUGCCUGAGGCCCUAAAGAAAAUUCUUAAAUGUUAAAUGAGUGUUUGGAAAACAGAUCAUCUUUUUAUUUGCAUUUUAGUUUUUUUUUGUUUCUGAGAUAAUUUUUUUUCAGAAGAAAUGUUUGACAUUUUACACUAAAUUUCUGGUCACAAUACAUAAUGUACAUGUAUGAAACUCCUCGAAAUUCAUCAAAACUACUCCUCUGCACGUCAUAAUUUCAUAUUUCUUCUCAAUGUUUGAUCCUGUGAUGUAUUAGUAACACUGUGUUUCAUAUUUGACAUAAAGCUACUUGAGUCCCGGCUGGCUCUUUGGACAACCAGCUCUUACAUUAUUUUUGCUUGCCUAUGGGGUUGAGUUGCAUGCUUGGCAUAGUACGCUUUAUUGUUUGUAAAGCUGACGUGCCUUGGCCCUUGUCCAUCUGUUAAGCUUAGGGGUAUAGAAUGGUAAAUUUGAGACUUUGCGAGUCUGCGAGACCCAGGUUUCAAGAUUCGAGACUGAGAUCGAUACUCUCUAAGAUGCAAGAUCACCCAAAAAAGAGAUUUGAGACCCAUCAAGAACACUUCUAAAAUUUUGAGAUCAGGCCAAAAUUUUCUGAGACCCACGUUUUUCAAGGAACCAUCCUAUACCCCUAAGCCUGAAAAUUGACUUGCCCAACAAGAAAGUGUACUUGUCCCAGAAAAUCCAGAGAGCACUUGCUCCUGAGGACCUACUUUAGUGAAGAUUUGACAGUAAUCUGUAACAUUUUCACUUAAAUGUUUUUUCCAUCAGCCUCCGCUAGGCCAUGGUCCUCCCCCAGACCAAGGCGGGAUGCCACCCAGACCUCCUAUGCCAUUCCAUCCUCCUCCUGGUGGUAGACCACCCAUGAUGCGUGAUAUGGGACCACCUACCGGUAAUAUACCAAGUUUGUUAAGUUCCGGGCCCCAGCCGCUGAUGCAGACACCUAUCAGAAUGCCGCCUGGAGGUGAGUAUAGUCUGACAACUUGCUCUCAAUAAAGCACAGUGCUUGCUUGCAAGCUUGAUUGUGUAAGAGGGAGAAAAAAACCGUUGGAAAGUUGCUUCUACCAAAGCUCUAAUUUUACACAUGUACAUUUUGGCCCCAUGUAAGGGAAUCUUGGAUUCUGGAUUCCAUGCAAUGGAUUCCGGAUUCCGGAUUCCGGAUUCCAGGUACUGGAUUCCGGAUUCUUUGUCAGUGGAACUGGGAUUCUGUAUCCCAAUCGCUAGUGAGAUCUGAGUUCCUAGAGCUGAAGUCCGCAUUCCAAAGCCCAAGAUUUCUGAAGACUCCACACGAAAAAUUUCCCUGAUUCUGAGUCCACAGGCAAAUAUUUCUCAGAUUCCUGAAUCCCGAUUCCCUUACAUGGCAUUGGGGCGAUACAAAGGUCCCUUUUAUGUUAUAUUACACGUGAUCUUCUUUUCUGUGUUUAUUUUUUGUGUAAAUCCUCAUAAUCAACUCCAUCAAAAUCUCUCUUUUUCAGGUCCUAUGCCUCCUGGUGGGCCGCCAAGGUUUCCGCCUCCUCCACCUCCUCACUGAUCUGUACCAAAAAAUUGGAUCCGUGCUCGUUGACUAUUUAGUCGUUCAAAGAAAAAGGAACAACUUCAACUAAGAUAAUAUCACGUCGGAAUUUUCAUGAAAAACAGCUUGGAAGAGAGAAGCAGUGAUGGAGAAAAGUUACUUCUUAAGAAGACGCAAAAUAACUUACAACUUCGACCUUAGACUACGUCGAAACAAAAGCUUGUCCGUCCUUUUAUUUCAGAGGACUAUAAUGGAUCCGUUGACAGUGAAUGUGAAUUAGAUAGAUCAGCUUGAAUUGAGAUUUUUUGUACCAAAUUGUACCAAUAGACCAAUUCCGACGUAUUAAAAUUCAUACUUGGCUGCGUUUCUUGGGGGAUUAAAACAAAAGAAAUCAUCUUGAAGC